CUUCGGUCCAGUGGUACGGAUCAAAUCGAAGCCCACUCCCUAUUGAACCACCGUGUCUUCCGGUCCGAUCCGUGUUUUAGGGUUCUCUUCUGCCGGACUUUUGGGCCAGCAAACGCAUCAUAGCAGUAUGUCGCAAUUACCAGUAUUUAAUCCGCCAACGCCCUUCCUGGCUCAUCUACCGGCGGGAUUGGGCAUCUACCGUAAGGUGACCAUUCGAGGCAAAAUGACUCAUGAUCAAUUCAACAUUAACCUACAGACGGGACCGAACACUAAUCCGCGGGACGAUACGGCGCUACAUAUCAGCAUCCGACCACGGGACAGUGUGAUCAUCCGCAACUCGGUUCAGUUCCGUAACUGGGGCAUUGAGGAACGCUUCGGUGGCUGUCCAGUGCAAAAAAAGCAAUACUUCGACGUGACGAUUACGGUCAAACCGGAUAGCUAUGGGAUUGCCGUGAACGGAGCGCACUAUUGCGAUUUCAAUCAUCGGAUGCCGUACGCAUCAGUGCGGUUCGUCCAUAUCGGGGAAGGUGCCAAAGUGGACGCCAUACUGACGGAAUGAGCCAGUUUUGCGUUGUUUUAAUACACCAAUAAACUAUGUCACUCAGGCAAAACCA
Molecule: messenger RNA, 614 nt
Organism: Anopheles darlingi
Lineage: Eukaryota; Metazoa; Arthropoda; Insecta; Diptera; Culicidae
Product: galectin-7-like
Exons: 3
Coding region: 128-559 (143 amino acids)
Molecular function (GO): carbohydrate binding; galactoside binding
Source: RefSeq, a predicted model, not a curated record